AUGCGACAAGAUGAUUCCGACUAUGACAAUUUCGCCGAAUUCAGCUACUUAAGCAGCGACGACGACUUAAACGCCGUUGAAUCCGACGAUCAGGCUGAAUUCGACAGCGACAAUGCCGUCGCCUUCCUUUUGGACGAGCUCGAAGCCGCUCUGCCGCCAGAGUUGUCAUACUCCGUCUUGACAGAAUCCGACAUCCGCGGUCGCAUCGACGACGACGUCGCCCAGCUCUCGGCCGUGCUCUGCCUUCCAAAAUCCGACGCAACCCUAAUUCUCCGUCACUUCGAUUGGGACGCGAGCAAGGCCGAGGACUCGUGGUUCGCUGACGAAUUCAAAGUCCGCCGCCAAGUCGGCCUCCCGACGGCGGCAGCUCAAAAGGUAACUUCCCCUCCUUCCGAUCAUCAUAUUCUCACCUGCAAGAUCUGUUUCGAACCGCACCCUUUAACCUCCUUCAACUCCGCGGACUGCGGCCACCGAUUCUGUCGCUGUUGCUUGCGAAAAUACAUCGCGCAUAGCGUCAACGACGGACCCCGCUGCCUGCAAUUGAGAUGCCCUGAACCUUCCUGCAAAAUUCUCGUAGGAGACGAACUGAUCAACCAAAUUGCCGACGAAAAUGAUCGCAAAAAGUAUUCCAAUUUCGCAAUUAGGUCUUAUGUAGAGAACAGCAGUAGAAGGAAAUGGUGCCCUGCUCCCAACUGCCCACACGCUGUGGAAUUCAUGUCAUUUGGGGAUCUAAACUACGAUGUUUCGUGCCUCUGCUCCCACAGCUUCUGCUGGAGCUGCAGCGAGGACAAGCACUCGCCGGUGGACUGCGAGACAGUGAAGAACUGGUCACUGAAGAACGCCUCCGAAUCUCAAAAUGAGAUGUGGAAGAAAGUAAACACGAAGCCAUGCCCGAAAUGCAGCAGGGCGAUCGAAAAGAACGAAGGGUGUAUGCACAUGAGAUGUGCAGCUCCAUGCCGGCACGAAUUCUGCUGGGUGUGCCUGGGGUCGUGGACAGGCCACUCGUAUUCCUGCAAUAGGUACAAGGAUGUGGAUCCAGAUGGAUUGCAGUCAUUGAGGGAAGAAGUGAAGAGGUACCAGCACUACUACGAAAGGUGGGCAGCGAACGAGAAAUCGAGGCAGAUUGCGAUUAGAGACUUGAAGGAUGUGAGGGAGAAUGUGGUUUCGGAGAUUGGAAGAGUCCAUCGUCAGAAUCACAGCCAGCUUAUGUUCUUGACUGAAGCUUGGGUGCAGAUUGUGGAGUGCAGAAGGGUUCUGAAGUGGACUUACGCGUAUGGGUAUUACUUGCCCAUUAGAGAAGCUGCGAAGAAGCAGUUCUUUGAGUACUUGCAAGGGCAGGCUGAAACUUGUUUGGAGAGGCUUCAUGAUUGUGCAGAGAAGGAAAUGAAGAAGUUUGUGGUUCAAGGAAGCUGCAUGCACGAGUAUGCUGCCUUUCGGAUGAAGCUGAAUGAGCUGACGAAGAUGUGCAAGACUUACUUCGAGAAUUUGGUUCGUGCGCUGGAGAAUGGAUUGUCUGAUGUUGAGACUGGUAUGAAUGGGUAG
Linum tenue is the source of this 1542-nucleotide messenger RNA. NCBI's taxonomy places the organism in Eukaryota, Viridiplantae, Streptophyta, Magnoliopsida, Malpighiales, Linaceae. The record is from the annotation of a GenBank genome assembly.